This is a messenger RNA of Cladophialophora bantiana CBS 173.52, 1962 nucleotides long. RefSeq lists its product as uncharacterized. Gene Ontology annotation, biological process: cellular response to iron ion starvation; reductive iron assimilation. The record is from RefSeq and is a predicted model, not a curated record. The transcript is spliced from 5 exons. Lineage: Eukaryota; Fungi; Ascomycota; Eurotiomycetes; Chaetothyriales; Herpotrichiellaceae. Gene Ontology annotation, cellular component: high-affinity iron permease complex. The coding region runs from base 1 to 1962 and encodes 653 amino acids. Gene Ontology annotation, molecular function: copper ion binding; ferroxidase activity.
AUGGCUCUGUCUCUGUCCAACUUCCUCUUCAUAUGUACGGCCUUCCUGCUGUCAUUGGUCUCUGCAGCCACACGGGUGUAUAACUUCACUGCCGGCUGGGUGAUCACAAACCCCGAUGGCCUGUUCAACAGGCCUACCAUUGGCAUCAAUGGCCAGUGGCCCUUGCCCCGAAUCGAGGCCGACGUGGGUGACAGGGUCAUUGUCCAUCUGAAGAAUGAUCUGGGAAACCAGUCGACCUCGAUUCACUUCCACGGUCUUUUCAUGAACGGCUCAAAUCAUAUGGAUGGCGUUGCGAGUACAACGCAAUGCCCGGUACCUCCUGGUGCCGUCUUUACGUAUGAUUUCAAUGUCACUCAGCCAGGCACAUAUUGGUAUCAUUCGCAUGUUGACGGACAGUAUCCCGAUGGAUUUCGAGGGCCGCUUGUCAUCCACGAUCCGGAAAAUCCAUACGCAGCCCUCUACGAUGAGGAGCUGGUGCUGACGCUCUCGGACUGGUAUCAUGAACAAAUGCCCACGCUCAUCAAGAAGUUUUUGAGCGUCACCAAUCCUACAGGUGCCGAGCCAGUACCACAAUCUGCUCUCAUGAACGACACCCAAAACCUCCAAAUCCCCGUGCAGCCCGGGAAAACCUACUUUUUGCGCAUAAUCAACAUGGCCGCCUUCGCCGCCCAAUACUUCUGGAUAGAAGGACACACCUUCCGCAUCGUCGAGGUGGACGGCGUGUACCAUGAACCCGCCGAAGCCAGCAUGAUUUACCUGACUGCCGCCCAACGGUACGGUGUUCUGCUCACCACCAAAAACGACACGGGUGCGAAUUUUGCAAUCAUGGGCUCGAUGGACGAGGACUUGUUUGACAAGGUGCCCGAGGGCUUGAACCCGAACGUGACGAGUUUCUUGGUGUAUGACCCAGAUAAACCGAUGCCCACGCCUCAGCUUAUUGACUCCUUUGAGCCGUUUGAUGAUAUGGAGCUUAGACCUACCGAUGGAGAGGAGCUGCUUGACGCCCCUGAUUUGGUCGUCCAGCUUGACCUGAUGAUGAACAAUCUGGGUGAUGGGGUCAACUACGCAUUCUUCAACGGCAUCACCUACGUCCGGCCCAAAGUGCCCUCCCUGUACACGGCGCUGACGACCGGGGCUCUCGCGGCGAAUGCCGAGGUCUACGGCGUCAACACGCACGCCUACGUCCUGGGCCACAACGAAGUCGUCGAGAUCGUCCUGAACAACCAAGACCCGGGCAAACAUCCGUUUCACCUGCACGGCCACACCUUCCAGGCGGUCGUGCGCGGCGCCGAAGACUCGGGCGACUACGACCCCAACGCGGUCAAAAAUGGCAGCCUGGUCCUGCCCAGGACACCGAUGAGGCGGGAUACGAUCUUGGUGAGGCCCAACGGACACAUCGUGAUGAGAUUCAGGAGCGACAACCCCGGCGUGUGGUUGUUCCAUUGCCACAUCGAAUGGCACGUUGAUUCGGGGCUGGUCAUGACUUUUGUCGAGUCCCCCCUCAUCCUUCAACAAACCCUCCCCGCCCGCAUUCCCGACGACCAUUUUGCCGCCUGCGCCGCCCUGUCCAUGCCAACGGCCGGCAACGCCGCAGCCAACACACACGACCUUCUCGACCUGAGCGGCGCCAACGUCUCUCCGCCACCUCUGCCCGACGGCUUCACUACGCGGGGCAUCGUCGCCCUGACAUUCAGCAUUGUCGCCGGCAUCCUCGGCGUCGCGACCGUCGUGUGGUACGGGCUCGGCGAGAUGGGCUCCAUCGAGGCUGAGCGUGAGAAGGCCAAGAUCCGGCGAAUGGCCGCGGAGCGAGGCGUCGGCGUCGUCGACGCGUCCAGCGAGCACGUCGAUACUUCUGCCUCAUCCGCUCCGACUGCUAGUGGCGGGGACGGGGGUUUGGCCGGAGCCGGGACAGGACGUCACGCUGGUGGGGACGCAGAGGAGAUCACGAGGGCGGGCAAGUAG